AAAACUUCACUUUAUCUGGCAAACCAAUGAAAGACCUUGGCUUGCCACUUUUGUAAUCUAGUAUCACUACUUCCUCUUCGAAAGGACACUUCUUGUCCUGUCUGUUUCCUCUCUGAGAGUUAAAAAACUUUAGGUCGCUUCCUCUCUGUCUCUGCGGUUGUCUCUGUCCCAAUGUUUAUAGUCUUUAACAUUGGGUUGUAUUUUACUUUUGUUGGUAAUUUGAUCCUUGUACAGUUACGAAAGAAUUAAUUGCAAUUGGAGGCAUCAUCAUGAAUUUAAAUUGGUUUCUGCUUCUAUUCGUCUGUUUUAUUGGACAAUCUUCAGAGGAGCAAAGACAAGUUGAUGAGGUGAAGAUUGGAGCCAUCUUUUCUUUUGGAACCACCAACGGCAAGGUUGCCAGAAUCGCAAUGGAAGCUGCUGUCCAAGACGUCAAUUCUGAUACCACUCUUCUCGACGGAAGAAAACUUGCUCUCACCCUCCAUGAUUCAAACUACAGCGGAUUCCUUGGGAUCAUUGGAGCGUUACAAUUCAUGGAGACCGAUACAGUAGCUGUGAUUGGCCCUCAAAGUUCUGUAAUGGCCCAUGCACUCUCUCACCUUGCGAACGAACUCCAUGUCCCGCUCCUUUCUUUCACAGCAUUGGACCCCACACUCUCACCUCUUCAGUACCCCUAUUUCAUUCAGACUGCCCCCAGUGAUCUUUUUCUAAUGACUGCCGUAGCCGAUGUGAUCAGUUAUUUUCAAUACAGAGAGGUCAUUGCAAUUUUCUCAGACGAUGAUCAAGGUCGAAAUAGUAUUGCCGCUCUAGGUGAUAAACUUGUUGAGAAACUUUGUAAGAUUUCUUUCAAGGCAAUUCUUCCUCCUGAACCCAUGUCUAGUCGUGACCUGAUCGUGGCUGAGUUGCUUAAGGUUAAAUCAAUCGAGUCCCGAGUUAUUGUUCUACAUACAUUAUCCAUAACAGGUCUCAGGGUCUUUGAGGUUGCCCAGGAACUUGGCAUGAUGACGAGUGAAUAUGUUUGGAUUGCUACUUCUUGGCUUUCCAGUGUCCUUGAUUCUACUUCAGUUUCAACAAAGGUGGCUAGCUCUAUACAAGGUGCUCUCACCCUUCGGUCUCAUACACCUGAUUCCCAAAAGAAGAGGGCUUUUGUAUCAAGGUGGAACAAGUUGAGUAAUGGAUCCAUUGGUUUGAAUGCCUACGGUCUAUACGCCUAUGAUACUGUUUGGAUGAUUGCUUACGCAGUUGAAGAGUUUUUAGAUCAUGGAGGCAAAAUCUCCUACUCAAAUGAUUCUAAUUUGGACAGUUUUGCUGGAGAGACGAUGAACCUUGCUGCACUUAGCAUUUUUGAUGGUGGUAAGCAAUUGCUUAGUAACAUAUUAAAGACCAACAUGACUGGGGUAAGUGGUCCCAUUGCAUUUAAACCAGAUAGAUCCAUGUUCCGUCCCUCAUUUGAUAUUCUCAAUGUAGUUGGCAAAGGAUGGUUAAGGCAAAUAGGAUACUGGUGUAACUACUCUGGGCUAUCCGUUGUGCCUCCGGAGUCUCUUUAUGCCAAACCAGCUAAUAGGUCAAGUUCAACUCAACGGUUGGAUCAGGUUAUAUGGCCAGGGCAAACUAAAAUCAGACCGCGUGGAUGGGUAUUUCCGGACAAUGGGAGGCCGUUAAGGAUUGGAGUCCCAAGGAGAGUGGGCUUCAGAGCUUUUGUUUCAGAAAAGGAAGGUAGUGGAGUGGUCCAAGGAUAUUGCAUAGAUGUCUUCCUUGCAGCCUUGAAGUGUCUUUCAUACCCUGUGCCACAUCAAUUCAUCAUUUUCGGAGAUGGACACAAAAAUCCAAGCUAUACUCAGCUAGUAAACAUGAUCACAGCCCAUGAAUUUGAUGCUGCAGUUGGUGACAUUACAAUUGUAACGAACCGCACGAAGGUAUUGGAUUUUAGUCAACCAUAUAUAGAGUCAGGGUUAGUGGUGGUGGUACAUGUGAAAAAGAUGAGGUCGAUUGCUUGGGCUUUCCUGCGGCCAUUUACUCCCCUGGCGUGGGGAGUCAUAGCCGCUUUUUGCCUUGUUGUGGGAACCGUAGUGUGGAUACUAGAGCACAAAUUUAAUGAUGAAUUUCGUGGCCCCCCAAAGAAGCAGGUGGUCACAAUUUUAUGGUUUAGUUUCUCAACUAUAUUCGGAGCCCCGAGAGAAAACACAGUGAGCACAUUGGGUCGAAUUGUACUUCUUAUAUGGCUAUUCGUAAUCUUGAUAAUUACGUCGAGCUAUACAGCAAGCUUGACAUCGUUUCUAACAGUUCAACAGCUCGCAUCAUCUAUCCAAGGAAUUGAAUCCUUGGUAACAAGCAAUGACGCAAUUGGGUACCAAGUAGGCUCUUUUGCUGAGAACUACUUAUUUGAAGAAGUCAAUAUUGCAAAGUCUAGGCUUGUUCCUCUUGGAUCACCAGAAGAAUAUGCUGAUGCCCUUGAACAAGGAAGAGUUGCUGCUGUGGUCGAUGAACGUCCAUAUGUGGAUCAGUUUUUAUCAACUUACUGUGGUUUCCAAAAAGUUGGCCCAGAGUUUACCAAAAGUGGAUGGGGAUUCGCAUUUCCGAGAGACUCACCCUUAGCUAUUGACAUGUCAACUGCAAUCUUGCAAUUAUCUGAGAAUGGAGAGCUAGAGAAGAUUCACAAGAAGUGGUUAAACAGAAAAGUUUGCGGAGGGCAGAGUUCUGAAGCAGAUUCAGAGCAGCUUCAGUUGAAGAGCUUUUGGGGUCUGUUCCUCAUUUGUGGAGUUACUUGCUGUUUUGCUCUGCUUGUAUAUUUUUGCUUCAUGUUGCGACAGUUCAAGCGACAUUUUCCUGAAUCAACGCAGUGUUCUACUUCUACUAGAACUAGAAUAUCACAUUCAAUACGGCUUAGGAAGUUCUUGUCUUUUGUGGAUGAGAAGGCAGAGAUAUCUGCAAAUAGGUUGAAAAGAAAGCGGAUGGAAAUGGAAAACCUUUCCACUAGCUAACGCCAUUGCUUCUUGAAAUGAUGAACAAUUUCCAAAAGAGAGACUGCGAAACGUUCUCCUUUGAUUCUUGUACAUCUUACCAUGUAACAACGGAAUGUAGAGAACAUCUAGUGUUCGAAGAAUUAACCCAAUAAUUUUGUAAUUUAAUAUAAUAAGAUGUUAAGUUUUGGGAUA
Messenger RNA from Nicotiana tabacum (common tobacco), 3152 nucleotides. RefSeq names its product glutamate receptor 3.2. The record is from RefSeq and is a predicted model, not a curated record. Lineage: Eukaryota; Viridiplantae; Streptophyta; Magnoliopsida; Solanales; Solanaceae. Gene Ontology annotation, molecular function: ligand-gated monoatomic ion channel activity. Gene Ontology annotation, cellular component: membrane.